CCGUCCGAGGGCUACAAGGACCAAUGGUCAAAGAGAAGAAGAGCCGAUCCCACGUCGGAUACACGACAGGCCGACCGUUCGAGGAAGGUGUCGAUAAUGAGCAUGAUUGCUAUCAUGACUUUUAUGGUAGAAAGAGAGUCUGUGACAAGAUGAUUUGGAUGAUAGACAAGGGAGAGACAAUUACCGCAGAGACCAACAAACGACGAUCGAUCUACUGGACGUCUGAGGAAGGCGACGACAGAACUUAUACGCUGGAACUUUAUGAGAGCACCGCGGAUUCUGAGCCUGAAUUUCAGACUCACAAGUCGGUCAUCCAAGUCGGCACCGUGAUCUCUGACCUGUCCAAUGUCGACUACAACGUCUUUGAGAACAAGAUAGGAAAGAACGGCAAGCGAACAUACAAGGUCGACUUCGAGCUCAUGACGAUCGUCGAGGACCAGCUUGGGUAUAUGCACUUCAGGGUGGUAGUCCAGGGUAAGGUGGUCGGCCAGGCGCGGCUGAGCAUAGAGAAAGAGUCCGAGAAACAGGACCAGCUGUCUGAUUUCCUCACAAAUUUGUCGCUUCAGCAGAACGGGUCUAGAAAGUAAAUGGCAGUGGUUAAUAGAGUGAGGCGGCGGACGGACUCUUUGAUAUUCGCUCAGACUGUACUGUACAAUAUGCAAUACUCAUACAAGAUUCGCCUGGUG
Cryphonectria parasitica EP155 is the source of this 686-nucleotide messenger RNA. RefSeq lists its product as uncharacterized. The coding region runs from base 24 to 587 and encodes 187 amino acids. The transcript has 3 exons. The record is from RefSeq and is a predicted model, not a curated record. NCBI's taxonomy places the organism in Eukaryota, Fungi, Ascomycota, Sordariomycetes, Diaporthales, Cryphonectriaceae.